AUGACACGAGAUAUCAACCAUCUAAUUAUUGUUCCAUGCCAUGGGAUCUACAAACUAGGUCAGCCACAGGCUAAACAAGAGUCAUGGUACUUGGCAGAUUUCCAGCUCGACGGAAACGAUCACCUUUGUUUUUUGGAACAUCUAGAACAGGCAUUGGGAGAAUUGAAAAAAGACCCACAAUCAUACUUGAUUAUAUCGGGUGGGGAAACGAAAAAAGAGGCAGGCCCAACAUCAGAAGCCUUUUCCUAUUACGCACUUAUUGAUCAAGUUGUGAAAAAUGAAGUGGGCGUAGAUAGAGUAACCACGGAAAAUUAUGCCCGCGAUUCAUUUGAAAAUGUCAUUUUCCUGAUUUGUCGUUUUUACGAAGUAUGGAAAAAGUAUCCGGAACAGAUAACCAUUAUUGGGUUUGAAUUCAAACGUGAUAGGUUUUUAGACUUGCAUUUGUCACAAGCACUCAAGUUUCCCCAAGAUCGAGUCAACUAUAUCGGAAAUAGUCCGCAUCCCAUUUAUCCAGCUGAAGCAGAGAAAGAGGCGUACUUCAAGGAUUUACAGUCGAGUGAGUAUAAAAAUGCAGUUCAACAAUUCAAGAAGGAUUGGUAUGGGGUGCAGCAAAACUUGAAAACCAAAAGGAAGAAGAGAAACCCGUUCUCGAGGCUUAAUGGCUACGCGUUGAGUAACCCUCUUAUCUCGGACUUUUUGCUUCAACUUGGGGACGAUCAAGAGCCCAAAAGUAACGUGGAAAUCAAGGAGUUAUUAAGACCCGCUCCAUGGUUUAGUUGA
Lodderomyces margitis is the source of this 780-nucleotide messenger RNA. RefSeq lists its product as uncharacterized. The transcript has a single exon. Bases 1 to 780 code for a protein of 259 amino acids. The record is from RefSeq and is a predicted model, not a curated record. Gene Ontology annotation, cellular component: cytoplasm. Lineage: Eukaryota; Fungi; Ascomycota; Pichiomycetes; Serinales; Debaryomycetaceae.